This is a messenger RNA of Colletotrichum truncatum, 297 nucleotides long. RefSeq lists its product as uncharacterized. The record is from RefSeq and is a predicted model, not a curated record. Lineage: Eukaryota; Fungi; Ascomycota; Sordariomycetes; Glomerellales; Glomerellaceae.
AUGUACGUCGGAAGAACGACUACGAAGAAAGGCACACCCUCCGACCAAACCAAACCAAAACAUGGCAUUCUGUUAGAUGUCCAUAUUCAGGUGCCGGGAAAUACCAUCAUCGUGAGGCCAGACAGCUUACACCACACACAAACACGCACGCACACACGGAACAGACGCCAGCCGUGCUGCACUGCCUUCUCCUUCACCACACCCUCUGCACUCUGCGCUUUACGUUUACGCCCUCCUACAAAUCAUGAUAAUUGCUCGACAUCAGCUACCGACUGCGGACACGCCCCGGUCUCUUAA